UCGUUCCGCUUCCGCUGACGUCGGAGGUCAGAGGUUACAGACAAGAUGUCUGCUUAGGGUCGCUUUGAGCACUUGCGGAGAGGAGCACCUCUGGGACGGAAGCUUGUCGAUGGCGGCUUAUAGGAGUUAGGUCGAAGGAGCGAGGUUGAGGCGGUAGCCGGGAGGCCAGCCGGCUGCGGGACGUGACUUUUGGGGAACGCAGGGGAAUGGGGAGUAUGAAGUGCAUUGACCAGUAAUGCCCGGUACUCCCCAGGGAAGCCGGGAAGCCAAACUCCGCGGGACUGCUUCAUGCCGCCGUCUGGUUUAGAGCCCACCAGAAUGAACAGGAAGAAAGGAGACAAGGGCUUUGAAAGCCCAAGGCCAUAUAAAUUAACCCAUCAGGUCGUCUGCAUCAACAACAUAAAUUUCCAGAGAAAAUCGGUUGUGGGAUUUGUGGAACUGACCAUAUUUCCCACAGUUGCAAACUUGAAUAGAAUCAAGUUGAACAGCAAACAGUGUAGAAUAUACCGAGUAAGGAUCAAUGACUUAGAGGCUGCUUUUAUUUAUAAUGAUCCAACCUUGGAAGUUUGUCACAGUGAAUCAAAACAGAGAAACCUCAAUUAUUUUUCCAAUGCUUAUGCAGCUGCAGUUAGUGCUGUGGACCCUGACGCUGGAAAUGGAGAACUUUGCAUUAAGGUUCCAUCAGAGCUAUGGAAACACGUCGAUGAGUUAAAGGUCCUGAAGAUACACAUCAAUUUUUCUUUGGAUCAGCCCAAAGGAGGUCUUCAUUUUGUGGUACCCAGUGUAGAGGGAAGUAUGGCAGAGAGAGGUGCUCAUGUUUUCUCUUGUGGGUAUCAAAAUUCUACAAGAUUUUGGUUCCCUUGUGUUGAUUCAUACUCUGAAUUGUGUACAUGGAAAUUAGAAUUUACAGUAGAUGCUGCAAUGGUUGCUGUUUCUAAUGGAGAUUUGGUGGAGACAGUGUAUACCCAUGAUAUGAGGAAGAAAACUUUCCAUUAUAUGCUUACCAUUCCUACAGCAGCAUCAAAUAUCUCUUUGGCCAUUGGACCAUUUGAAAUACUUGUAGAUCCAUACAUGCAUGAGGUUACUCAUUUUUGUUUGCCCCAACUUCUUCCAUUGCUUAAACAUACCACAUCGUACCUUCAUGAAGUCUUUGAAUUUUAUGAAGAAAUUCUUACAUGUCGAUACCCAUAUUCCUGUUUUAAGACUGUAUUCAUUGAUGAGGCUUAUGUUGAAGUGGCUGCUUAUGCUUCCAUGAGCAUUUUUAGCACAAAUCUUUUACACAGUGCCAUGAUUAUAGAUGAGACACCUUUGACUAGAAGGUGUUUAGCCCAGUCCUUGGCCCAGCAGUUUUUUGGAUGUUUUAUAUCUAGAAUGUCUUGGUCUGAUGAAUGGGUGCUGAAGGGAAUUUCAGGCUAUAUCUAUGGACUUUGGAUGAAAAAAACUUUUGGUGUUAAUGAGUACCGCCAUUGGAUUAAAGAGGAGCUAGACAAAAUAGUGACAUAUGAACUGAAAACUGGUGGAGUUUUACUACAUCCCAUAUUCGGUGGAGGAAAAGAGAAGGAUAAUCCGGCUUCCCAUCUACACUUUUCAAUAAAGCAUCCACAUACACUGUCCUGGGAAUACUAUACUAUGUUUCAGUGUAAAGCUCACCUUGUGAUGAGAUUGAUUGAAAAUAGGAUCAGUAUGGAAUUUAUGCUACAAGUUUUCAAUAAACUGCUAAGUCUGGCUAGUACUGCUUCAUCUCAGAAGUUCCAGUCACAUAUGUGGAGUCAGAUGUUGGUUUCCACGUCUGGGUUUUUGAAAUCCAUUUCAAAUGUCUCUGGCAAAGAUAUUCAGCCAUUAAUAAAGCAGUGGGUAGAUCAGAGUGGAGUGGUAAAGUUUUAUGGAAGUUUUGCAUUUAAUAGAAAACGAAAUGUCUUGGAAUUGGAAAUAAAACAGGACUAUACAUCUCCUGGAACUCAGAAAUAUGUGGGACCACUUAAAGUGACAGUGCAGGAGUUAGAUGGAUCCUUCAAUCAUACAUUGCAAAUUGAAGAAAACAGCCUUAAACAUGAUAUACCCUGCCAUUCCAAAAGCAGAAGGAAUAAAAAGAAAAAAAUCCCACUGAUGAAUGGAGAAGAAGUUGACAUGGAUCUUUCUGCAAUGGAUGCCGAUUCCCCUUUGCUAUGGAUAAGGAUAGACCCAGAUAUGUCAGUACUGAGGAAGGUAGAAUUUGAGCAAGCUGAUUUCAUGUGGCAGUAUCAACUCCGCUAUGAGAGAGAUGUUGUUGCACAGCAGGAAUCCAUUUUGGCUUUGGAAAAGUUCCCUACUCCAGCAUCUCGGCUUGCACUCACUGAUAUAUUAGAACAAGAGCAGUGUUUCUAUAGAGUAAGAAUGUCAGCUUGCUUCUGUCUUGCAAAGAUUGCAAAUUCAAUGGUUAGCACAUGGACAGGACCACCAGCCAUGAAGUCACUCUUUACUAGGAUGUUUUGUUGUAAAAGUUGUCCAAACAUUGUGAAAACAAACAACUUUAUGAGCUUUCAAAGUUAUUUUCUGCAGAAGACUAUGCCUGUUGCGAUGGCUUUAUUAAGAGAUGUUCAUAAUCUUUGUCCUAAAGAAGUCUUAACGUUUAUUUUAGACUUAAUCAAGUACAAUGACAACAGGAAAAAUAAGUUUUCAGAUAACUAUUAUCGUGCAGAAAUGAUUGAUGCCCUGGCCAACUCUGUUACGCCUGCAGUCAGUGUGAAUAAUGAAGUUAGAACUUUAGAUAACUUAAAUCCUGACGUGCGACUCAUUCUUGAAGAAAUCACCAGAUUUUUGAAUAUGGAGAAACUUCUUCCAAGUUAUAGACAUACCAUCACUGUCAGUUGUUUGAGAGCAAUACGGGUACUUCAGAAGAACGGACAUGUGCCAAGUGAUCCAGCUCUCUUUAAAUCUUAUGCUGAAUAUGGCCACUUUGUGGACAUUAGGAUAGCGGCUUUGGAAGCAGUUGUUGAUUAUACUAAAGUGGACAGAAGUUAUGAAGAACUGCAAUGGCUACUUAAUAUGAUUCAGAAUGACCCUGUACCCUAUGUGAGGCAUAAGAUUCUAAAUAUGUUGACUAAGAACCCACCAUUUACUAAGAACAUGGAGUCUCCCUUGUGCAAUGAAGCCCUGGUUGAUCAACUUUGGAAACUUAUGAAUUCUGGUACUUCACAUGACUGGAGGUUACGGUGUGGUGCUGUGGACUUGUACUUCACACUCUUUGGCCUCAGUAGACCUUCCUGUUUACCCUUGCCAGAGCUUGGAUUGGUUCUUAAUCUAAAGGAAAAAAAAGCCGUCUUGAAUCCUACCAUAAUUCCAGAGGCAGUAGCAGGCAACCAGGAAGCUGCAAAUAAUCCGAGCAGUCACCCACAGCUAGUUGGAUUUCAGAACCCUGAAGAUGAUCACCUUGCCAAGGAAGCAUCAUGUAAUAUAUCAGCUCAUCAGCAGGGAGUGAAGAGGAAGUCUGAUACACCACUGGGGUCCCCACUAGAACCUGGUCAAAUACUGGAGAAGAAUGAGGAUAGCAGUAAAGUCAAACUCAAAAUCAGAUUUUCAAAUUCUCAAGAUGAGGAGGAGAUUGAUAUGGAUACCGUUCAUGACAGCCAGGCCUUCAUUUCCCAUCAUUUGAACAUGCUUGAAAGGCCGUCAACUCCAGGGCUCUCAAAGUAUCGGCCAGCUAGCUCCCGAUCUGCUUUAAUACCCCAGCACUCAGCAGGCUGUGACAGCACACCCACCACAAAACCCCAGUGGAGUUUGGAACUUGCACGAAAGGGAACAGGUAAGGAACAGUCACCUUUGGAGAUGAGUAUGCAUCCAGUGGCCAGCACUCCACUCUCAGUCUUCACCAAGGAAUCUACAUCCUCCAAACACAGUGACCACCAUCACCAUCAUCACCACGAGCACAAGAAAAAGAAGAAGAAGCACAAACACAAGCACAAACACAAGCAUAAGCAUGACAGUAAAGAAAAGGACAAGGAGCCUUUCACUUUCUCCAGCCCUGCCAGUGGCAGGUCUAUUCGUUCUCCUUCCCUUUCAGACUGAGAAAGGGACAAGGAGACCUUUCCUUCCAUGUCCAGAAGAAUGUAUGUCACUAAGGCUUUGUCUUCUGUGAAGAAUGAUAAAAGAGCUGGGGAAGGAUUUGCCUCUCCUACAGAAAUUCUGAAUCCAUUUAAGUUCUAAACAUUUGAUUUACAUUAUUUAUACAGUUGGGAUCUAAUUAGGAAAAUGUGUUUUAUAGUUCUGGAUAAACUGUUUCAUCCGCUGUUUCCUCCUCAGCACACACACACAGUGCAAACUCCUUUUCAUAAAAGCCCUCAUAUCCACUGGCAGUCCCAUUCACAUCAUGGUCUCCAUGUGUACUGCCAAAGUCAAUUAUGUUCGAAAGCCUUUGGUGGAUGUUAUGGGGCAAAGUUAUGUUUCACGCAGAAGCGACUGCCAAAUCUGUGGUGCAACCACUAUCUCCAGUGAAAUAUUAUAUAACACCAUUUGGAACUACUGAAAAGACAGGCUUUUCUACAGGACUCUUCCUUACUGCACCAUUUUUUUGUAUUAACCAUAGAAAUUAAGCAUCAGAAUUUAUGAACAAAGAAUGUGUUAUAUUUUCUUUUGCUCUAAAAUACUAAGAUUUGGGGAAGCAAUUCUUUUUUAAAAAAUAUUUGAAUAACUAUCUUUUGAUAACACAUUCAGUGUUUAUGAUGUUGGAAUUUAGCCAGAACUAUGAAAUCCAAAACUGUUUUCAAAUCAAGAUGUUUAAAUUUUAAGUUGUUUUGUUUUCCAGUAAGUAUAAGUGAAAAUGUUCAUAUGUAAAAUAUGUUUUGCUAAAUGUGGACAGUUUACACACCUAAUACAUACUGUUUCCAAAAUUAUUUCUGUAUAACACAAAAUAUGAUACCUUUAAAAAGGUGAGCUUAGCCAGGUAUGGUGGCUCAUGCCUGUAAUCCCAGCACUCUGGGAGGCCGAGGCGGGUAGAUCAUGAAGUCAAGAGUUCGAGACCAGCCUGGCCAACAUGGUGAAACCCAUCUCUACUAAGAAUACAAAAAUUAGCCAGGCCUGGUGGUGCAUGCCUGUAAUCCUAGCUACUCGGAGUCUGAGGCAGGAGAAUUACUUGAACCCAGUAGGCAGAGGUUGCAAUGAGCUGAGAUUGCACCACUCUGCUCCAGCCUGAGAACAGAGCAAGACUCCAUCUCUAAAGGAAAAAAAAGGUGAGCUUAUAUAUUGUUUAUUAACCUAGACAUAGACAAUUUGGCUCUUGUGAGUGUACCAGAAGCAUUUAAAAACACGUAUGAAAUGUUUUGAUUUCAUCAUUUGUAUGGUUGUGUAUUUUUAUUUUUAUUUCUGAAUUUUCCUUGUACUUUAAUAUUUAAGAAUUUUUUAUACCUUCAAUUUUUAUCAUUUCCCUUAUCAUUAGAAAGUUUGACAAAAUACUUGAAAGUUGGGCCUGUAAAUAUACUUUUAGUUGUGUUUAACUUGUUUAGUAAAGAACUUUUUAAGUUGA
Molecule: messenger RNA, 5497 nt
Organism: Callithrix jacchus (white-tufted-ear marmoset)
Lineage: Eukaryota; Metazoa; Chordata; Mammalia; Primates; Cebidae
Gene: TAF2
Product: TATA-box binding protein associated factor 2
Biological process (GO): transcription initiation at RNA polymerase II promoter
Cellular component (GO): transcription factor TFIID complex
Molecular function (GO): RNA polymerase II general transcription initiation factor activity; chromatin binding; transcription cis-regulatory region binding
Source: RefSeq, a predicted model, not a curated record